UUUUGUGUUGUUUUCAAUUUUUACAAACAACAUUUUGUGUUCAAAUUUAAAACGAAUUAGUUAUUAUUGUUGGUAGUGUGUGUUUUUAGAACGAUCGGAAAGUGAGCGCCGUAUUUUCGGCGUUUACUUUAAGAAUGGAGGAACUGCGGUCUUUUUUCAACAAUCCAUGUCCGUCUAAUGCACAAGUUAAAAAACUUCGAGGUCCAGUUACUGGUGGUCGGCGAAUAACUAAAGAAGAUACGAUAAAUGAAUUUAAUAAACCUGAAGAGCAUCGCCACUCUGUUCUCGCGAGCGGCACUGAUUAUGCUGAUGCAAUUAAAAAAAAAGAAAUGGAAAAUUAUUUGAAGUAUGAAGGUAACAGAGACACAUUCCAAAGUUUUGCUGGUGGACUGGAUUCUUUAGAGCAGCUAUCUUCGUACAGCUAUUCAAUGCAGAAUAUUGAGGCACUUACAGAGGAAGCAAUGAAUGAAGUAUACAAGAAAUACUCAUUCCAGAGAAAGGAGGAUACAAAUAAUUUAGCUAUUAAUGAAUACAGGCAUCAGAUUUUAAGCAGCAUCUCAGCUUAUCCAGUGGUGAUUAUAGAGGGUCCAACUGGAUGUGGUAAGACAACACAAGUACCACAAUGGAUUUUAGAUGAUUCAUUUGAGAAUCGUAGGCCAUGCAAAAUUGUUGUCACUCAGCCGAGAAGAAUAGCAGCUAUUUCUAUUGCAAAAAGAGUUGCUCAAGAGAGAGGGUGGGAUGUUAGUGGUGUAGUUGGAUAUCAGGUUGCAUUGGAAGCCAAGGUGUCAUCCGAUACUCGGAUAAGUUAUGUUACAACUGGUGUACUUCUACAAAAACUUGUUGCAGCGAAGAAUAUGAACGAAUAUACCCAUGUAAUAUUGGAUGAAGUGCAUGAGCGUGGUCAGGAAAUGGACUUUCUCCUGCUAGUUGUAAAAAGACUCCUGUACACUGUAUCACCACAUGUAAAAGUGGUGCUCAUGUCCGCUACAAUUAACCGGAAGACAUUUGCGGAUUACUUUAUGAUACCAACUCCAAUGGGAUUGCAGACUGCCAUGUCUAUUAAAGUUGUGAAGAAAGAUCCAAUGUAUACUGUGAAAAUUUUCUAUCUUAAUCAUCUUAAUAAAUUCGGAUCGAUAUUGGACAAAAUUACAUCAUUAAAGAAUGAAUCACCAGGUAUCCCUUCAGAGAUGCAUCAUUUGGUGAUUAAAUUGAUAGAUGCUUUUGAACAAAUUGAUGAAAAAGAAGAGAACAUUGGUAAUAGAUCAGAAGCCGAUUUACCAUCAGUUUUGAUAUUUUUACCCGGUAUUAAUGAAAUUGAAGAGUUAUAUGAUUGUUUGACAAAUUCUGAAUUGAGAUUAAAAAUGUCAGAGAAAGCAGGUACAUCAAAAUUGAAAUGGUGGGUAUUGCCGCUACAUUCAACUAUCACAGCGGACGAGCAAGUGCGUGUGUUCCAGCGCGCGCCGCCAGGACAGCGCAAGAUCAUACUGGCCACAAACAUCGCUGAGAGCUCCAUUACAGUGCCUGACAUCAAGUAUGUGAUCGACUACUGCCUAAUGAAAGUGCUGGUAGCGGACACAGCGACAAACUUCACGUCGCUGCAGCUGGCGUGGGCAGCCAAGGCCAACUGCGAGCAGCGCGCAGGUCGUGCGGGCCGUGUACGUGACGGACGCGUCUACCGGCUAGUCUCGGAGAGAUUUUAUAAUGAUUUGCCGGACGAGUGUCCCCCGGAGAUAGUACGAUGUCCGCUGGAGCGGCUGGUGCUGCUCGCCAAGAUGCUGGACAUGGGCCCGCCGAGUGACAUCCUCGCUCUUGCCAUGGACCCGCCCGAUAUGUCCAAUAUACACAAAACUAUAUUAGUACUCAAAGAGGUGGGUGCUAUGAAGAAGACAAUAAACGAUGAGUGGUGCGUGUCAGACGGUGAUGUCACAUACCUGGGCCGCAUCAUGGCCAAGCUGCCGCUGGAUGUGAGGAUCUCCAAGCUGAUUAUGCUAGGUUACAUCUACGGAUGUUUUGAUGAAAGUAUUAUUAUGGCUGCGGCCAUGUCCGUGAAGAAUGUAUUCAACAGUCCAUUCCGUGAGAAACUGAACGCGUACAACUCGAAGCUGACUUGGGCUGACGGCUCCACCAGUGAUUGUAUCGCCUUCCUCAAUGUUUAUAAGGUGUGGAACCACCUGCGCAAGCUGAAUUACUUCAAGCAGCCGGGCAGCGAGGGUCAGUGGGCGCGCCGGUUCUACGUGCAGGUGCGCGCACUACGUGAGCUGGACGACCUCGUGCGGGAGCUGCGUGCGCGCCUCUCCCGCGAAGGACUGGAGAUCAACGCAGUGCCUUCCCCAUGGGCUAAACAUGAGAUCACAUUGGUGCUUAAAUUAAUAAUCGCAGGCGCAUUCUACCCGCAAUACUUCGUACACUCGUCAGUAGAUGAGUGUCGGGAGCGUGAGGCAGUGCGUGCACUGGGCGGCCUCAACCCGCGUCGCUCUCUGUACUUCACCGGGUGGCCCACACACCAGCCACUUGCUCCUUACGCACCAGCCAUACGGAACACAGUCCGUCGUCUGCUUGGCGACGACCCCAGGGUCAGCUUUGAUAUCGGCAGCAGGAAAGUAUUUUUGACGUUCUCUGACGGAAGUAAUGAAACUAAAUCUACUGAAAAAACUGGGGAUCCUACGAUUCCCGGGCAAGUGGUUCUCCCUGUGUACAAAGCUGUCAAGGCUCGACAAAUAAGAACAGACUUUCGGAUACCUCUUUUGCCUAUAGAAAAAGCGAACGAAUUAGCAGCGGCGUACGAGAGAGCCACCACUAAUGUAGACUUGGACAAGUUAGUGCCGCGAUUGCCGGAAAUUGAUGACACCCACUUCCCUCUCAAACUAUCGCAAUACAUAUCGGUGAGCAAGUUCUGGGUGCAGUACGACGAUGAGUCAACAGCUACAGAGUUGCGUCAGAUAGAGGCAGCUCUGAACCGCGGCACGCUGCUGGCGAGUGCUGGCGGGGAGCGGGCCGGCGUGCUGCGUGCCGCACCCUACGUUAGUGCAGCCGGCACAUCGUUCUAUCGUGCUAGAAUUGUUAAUACGUUGCCCAGGGAUAUGCUAGAGGUAUUGUACAUAGACUACGGUAGCUACGGACGUGUGAGUACAUGCAGCGUACGAGAGCUGCCUGCAGGCGUGUGCAGCAACACGCCUCCACUGGCCAUGCGGUGUUCUUUGGCUGGUGUUGCACCUGCGCCGCUGUUAGACCACCACGCGCACUGGACACCUGCAGCAGACCAUCUGUUUACUACGCUCAUCACACGCGGUCGACUGCUAGGCAAGGUGUAUUCAGUGGUGAAUGGUGUGGUAUCAAUAGAGUUAUUCGCGGAGCAAGGCAAGACGAGCGUCAACAAAGCGCUCUUGGAUAAAGGCCUCGCCGUACCAUGCGAGGAAAGCUAUGAAUCUAAGUUAAACCACGACGUGAGAGAGAUGGCGAAUAGUCUGAACAUGGUUCAAAAGCGGGCUUACAACAAGGAGCAGAUCGAGGCAGCGUUUUAUCACAUGAAUGAAAUAGAUCCGCCCAAUUAUAAGGAAUGUGAAACAGAUGUAUGCUUGAAAGGACCAUUUAGUCCAUUGGAAAUCAGCGUUCACAAUCUGAUGUACGCGGGUCGGGAGAAACAGGUUAAUAUCGAGUGGAAUUCUGUCAACUCUGUGCUGUUGGAUACUGAGCCGCAGGAGAUUUAUGAAAAAUUAUUAGUAGCUGCCCAAGUGGGACAGAACGAGAUGGGCAGCACGCUGACCUUGCACCACACAACCCUGAUGCCCAACAUACCUGGCCUGCCCGCUAUCAUCGCAUUGCUCUUCUGUCCUGCAGCUGAGUUGCGCCGCGACGAGCGGUGUACGCGCUACGUGAGCACGCUGUGUGGUCUGGGCAGUCAUGACGAUGGCCGACCAUACUUCCCCGAGCACGAUAUACUCGUCAAUAUAGACGUUGACCUGGAUGUGGAUGAUAUCGGCUUGAUAAACCACGUGCGGCACCUGAUGGACUACAUGAUGUUCUGCAGUGAGGGUCAGGACACGCCCACCGCUGAUGACGAGUUCCAUCCCAAAGUGCCCAAAUUCAUACGAGAGGAUAUUAUGAAAUUGCUGCGCAAGCGACGCAAGCACCGCGAGUCGUGCUGCGUGGCGAAUGCGUGGCGGUGGCGGUCUGCGGACGAGAGCGAGCUGCUGGAGAUCAGCGUGCCCGGCAUGGCGGAGCGCGCGCUCGUGUUCGCGCUGCACCGCCCGCUGGAGCUGCACGCGCCGCCCCGCACUGACCUGCUGCGUCUCUACAACGCCAACCAGGCGCUGCACAACCUGCUCGCCAGGACAUCAUCGUCGUCAAGUCAGGAGCUGACGUGCGAGCUGUGCAACACGGGCCCGCUGCCCGCGCCCGCCAUGCGCAUACAUCUCUACUCCAACAUGCAUCAAGAGAAGGAGGACGACCUGCGAGAUGUGCAGUCAUAACCACCCUAACUCACUAACCUCAAAGACUCAAAAACUACUUGUCAGAUUCAUCUCUUCAUUAAUUAAGUAUUAUCUUUGGAAUAAAUAAUAUAUUUUUCUACUAGCCACCCCUUACAUCUAGUCUAGAUCAUCGGCUGAUGACGUCCCUGACUUUUGCUUACUCUACUGUUAAGUAAUGUAUUUACUAAUGUGAGUUUACAUUGUUCAAAUUGUAUAACAACAUAUUGAAGUUUAUAGGCAUGAGAGCAUUCUCUUUGAAUAAUAAGAAUUGAAUUUGAAUUGAAAAUUCUAUUGAAUUGUGUUGACGUGAUAUUGAUAUAAGUUUCUAACUCUUAUUUCCAGAACUAAAAGAAAUAUGUGUUUUAUAAGUAAAAGUAAAAACGCAAUAGUGACAUUUAUUAGCAUGUAGGAACAUUAAAAUAGUAUUUUUUCUACUGUAAAAACUUUGUUAUAUGUAUUAGCGUACAUAUGUUGUGAUAUAAGGUUAAACCUAGAAAUUAGUUUAAUUAAAAUCUUAAAUUACGAUAUGUUAAUUUCUAUAUAGAUCUUAAAAACUGAU
Papilio xuthus (Asian swallowtail) is the source of this 5028-nucleotide messenger RNA. It is a transcript of the gene spn-E, whose product is annotated as tudor domain containing 9 protein spindle E. The record is from RefSeq and is a predicted model, not a curated record. Gene Ontology annotation, cellular component: intracellular anatomical structure. Gene Ontology annotation, molecular function: helicase activity; ATP binding; RNA binding. NCBI's taxonomy places the organism in Eukaryota, Metazoa, Arthropoda, Insecta, Lepidoptera, Papilionidae. The transcript is spliced from 26 exons. The coding region runs from base 135 to 4469 and encodes 1444 amino acids.